AUGCUGAAGAGGGUCUCCUUCGGCAGUCGCAAGUGCGAGCAGUUUCUGUCACGGUCAAGUGUCUCGUCAUACCCACUCUCCGUUCUUUGGCAGACCGAAACUUACUUUCAACUCCUCGGGAGCGUGGAGCUCAAGAUUGAGUUCCUGCGGAAGAUCGCCAGCCGACUUGUUGACAAGGGCUCGGACCAACAAAUGAUAAUUGCCUAUCGAUCCUCACCUGGGCAUCCUGUGUCUUUGGCAACGGCAUUCCCUAUUGCAGCUGAAGCCGCUGCUAAAGAAGAUUCCAACACGGCUACACGAGAAGAGGCACAGCGUCGUCGCUGGCUCGGCGGUCCUCUCGAACCUCUGCCAUCGAUGUCGGAACAGUUCUCGGUACUUGACACCAGCAAGGCUCUUGCCACUUGCCCUUCUGCGCUAGCUUGGGUGGGUGCUCCAGAGCCUUUCACCAGCAAUUGCAAGCUGGGCGAUGGCGAAGGCUACAAAAGGCACUUCAUGUCACCCGUUAGUUGGUCACAGCACGAUGGAACAUACUACUCUAGUACACACAGUGGAGUCUCCAGGUCCCUGUUCCUAGAAGUUAUGGAACGCUAUGUACCACUCGACACCAUCGAGGACGACUUUGCAAUUGUCGAAGAGCUCCCCGGAAUAGCCAUUUUCCACCGUUGUUUGGGCGACCCUGAUUCCGCAGCACUAUAUUCCAGUACAGCAAUUGGCGUCAUCAAUCGUUUCAUCGAGCCUGAAGAUCUGGUCGACCUUCUAAAGCGCGAUGAGGUAGACACUAAUCAGCGCUGCUCCUUUGUUGGUACAGAGAACGUCCUGGAUGCUGAAUAA
Cladophialophora carrionii CBS 160.54 is the source of this 831-nucleotide messenger RNA. RefSeq lists its product as uncharacterized. Lineage: Eukaryota; Fungi; Ascomycota; Eurotiomycetes; Chaetothyriales; Herpotrichiellaceae. The coding region runs from base 1 to 831 and encodes 276 amino acids. The record is from RefSeq and is a predicted model, not a curated record. The transcript has a single exon.